CCUUCGGUUGGGAGAGCCAUCGGCACACACGAGGAGGACUCUCUUCGAGUGCUGAGUCGGACCUCUCUCUCUUUUUCUGGUGUCGCUGCGAGAUAGCAGCAGAGUGUCCGCUGACAGAUCGUCCAAGACCGACGUUCAUGUAAUAUAAGGCCUCUAAAAACACAUGAUCUAAAAGAAAGUGGCGAACGAGAAGCUACCUACGACGUUUCCGCCACUUCGCUAGUAGCCACAGUAAUCAGAGCCACAAUGGAUUCGACAGACACGGCCCCUGAUUCCUGGGAGCAGGAGGACGACGUGGAGGCCCCAGCCGACGCGCAGCUCCAGUCCGCCUUCACCGCCCUCAACGUGAACGCCAAACCGUUCGUCCCGAACGUCAACGCUCCCGAGUUCGUGCCGGCCUUUUUCCAGAGAGGAUCGUCGGAGGAGUCCGGCCGCGAUGGAACUGAUACAGUUUCCAGGAUGGAGGUUACAGAAACAGCCGCGCCGGUGGAGAACGGAGAGGCGGACAUGAACACUGAGCCAUCGUGGGAGCAGAAGGAGGAGCCCAGCGAGACGGAGCCUGGAGGUGGGCCCUACGGGGACAUGGGUUCUGCAGAGGAUCCACAGCAGGAGAUGAUGGAGGAAGAGGAGGAGAUGCCUAUGCCUAAAGUAGCUCCAGCUCUGCCAGAUGCCCCCAAGAAAGAACAUGUCAAUGUGGUAUUUAUUGGCCAUGUGGAUGCUGGGAAGUCAACCAUUGGAGGGCAAAUAAUGUACCUAACAGGAAUGGUGGACAAGCGGACUUUGGAAAAGUAUGAACGGGAAGCAAAAGAGAAGAACAGAGAAACCUGGUACCUUUCUUGGGCCCUCGACACAAACCAGGAGGAGAGGGACAAGGGAAAGACCGUGGAAGUUGGACGGGCAUACUUUGAAACAGAAAAAAAGCACUUUACCAUUUUGGAUGCUCCAGGCCAUAAAAGCUUUGUCCCAAAUAUGAUUGGUGGGGCAUCGCAGGCUGACUUGGCAGUACUGGUAAUCUCUGCAAGAAAAGGCGAGUUUGAAACAGGCUUUGAAAAGGGUGGACAGACAAGAGAGCAUGCCAUGUUGGCAAAGACUGCUGGGGUCAAGCAUCUCAUAGUUCUCAUCAACAAAAUGGAUGAUCCGACGGUGAACUGGAGUUUGGAAAGGUAUGAGGAAUGCAAGGAGAAACUAGUGCCGUUUUUGAAGAAGGUUGGGUUUAACCCAAAAAAAGACAUUCAUUUCAUGCCCUGUUCUGGACUUACAGGAGCUAACCUUAAAGAACCCACAGAGCUGUGCCCUUGGUAUACGGGUUUGCCAUUCAUUCCACAUCUGGACAGUUUGCCAAACUUCAACAGGUCAAGCGAUGGACCAGUCAGGUUACCCAUUGUAGACAAAUACAAGGAUAUGGGCACUGUUGUCCUCGGCAAGCUGGAGUCCGGGUCUAUCAGCAAAGCACAGCAACUUGUCAUGAUGCCAAACAGGCACAUUGUGGAGGUGCUGAGCUUGCUCUCGGACGACGUGGAGACAGAUGAUGCUGGUCCUGGGGAGAACCUGAAGCUCCGACUGAAGGGAAUCGAGGAAGAGGAGAUCCUGCCCGGCUUUAUUCUCUGCAAUGCUGAAAACCUCUGUCAUUCUGGGCGCACAUUUGAUGCUCAGAUUGUCAUCAUUGAACACAAAUCAAUCAUUUGCCCAGGUUACAAUGCAGUUCUACACAUUCAUACCUGUAUCGAAGAAGUGCAAAUUACCGCCUUAAUCUGCUUGGUAGACAAGAAAACGGGUGAAAAGAGCAAGACGCGACCACGAUUUGUUAAACAAGACCAAGUAUGCAUUGCCCGCCUGCGGACUGCUGGUACUAUCUGCCUUGAGACGUUCAAAGACUUCCCCCAGAUGGGACGGUUUACUCUACGGGAUGAAGGCAAGACCAUAGCCAUUGGCAAGGUGUUAAAGCUGGUACCAGAAAAGGACUAAAAUAGAGGCACAGGAACUUUCUGCUGCUGACGCCGGGGGAUGAGGGUGGAUACUGCUGCUGUCCACUUUACCUUGUGCAAGCCGAAGAUGAAUCAAACAUCGACUUCAAAAAUAUGCUUCUGAGAGUGAAAAGUGAAUUGGUUUUUAAGAAAAACAAUAUAUAAGAAAGUCCACGUGUCAGCUUUCUCAUAUUGAGAGCUCAGCUACGCCAACUGUUCAGCACCCUUUUCUGUGACCCACACGCGCGUCUACACAGGUUAAAUUUGGAAAAGUUUCUCUUAAAUGUUCUCCUUCCUUCAAGGAGGGCCAGUGCAGGUAUAUGACAUGCAGAGUUUGCUUGGAAUGAAAUUUUGAUUUAUAAAAUUAAUUUUAAAAGUUAGUAGUAGGGGGGAGAAAAAGUUCAUACUCUGGCUGUACAUGCCUCCCUGUAUUCCAGUCCAGAUUGGUUUCUCUAAACAUAACAGUUCUUGCUGCAAGCGUGAGUGCACGUUAUUAAAGCAACUACAGUGACAAUAAAAUAUUCAAUUGAA
Messenger RNA from Scleropages formosus (Asian bonytongue), 2495 nucleotides. Its product is annotated as eukaryotic peptide chain release factor GTP-binding subunit ERF3A. Lineage: Eukaryota; Metazoa; Chordata; Actinopteri; Osteoglossiformes; Osteoglossidae. The record is from RefSeq and is a predicted model, not a curated record. Gene Ontology annotation, molecular function: GTPase activity; GTP binding.